Messenger RNA from Rattus norvegicus (Norway rat), 1360 nucleotides. RefSeq names its product RAB19, member RAS oncogene family (gene Rab19). The transcript has 4 exons. The record is from RefSeq and is marked provisional. Gene Ontology annotation, molecular function: GTP binding; GTPase activity; G protein activity. Gene Ontology annotation, cellular component: plasma membrane; synaptic vesicle membrane. Bases 117 to 770 code for a protein of 217 amino acids. Lineage: Eukaryota; Metazoa; Chordata; Mammalia; Rodentia; Muridae.
CAAGAGGAAGAAGGGGACGGCGGAGGGCUGCAGAGAAAACCAGAAGAAAAAGCAAAAACUACCUGCUCACCAGCGAGGUGGGAGAGUGCCCAGGUCUGUUCUGGGAAGCCAGAGCCAUGCAGUUCUCCAGCGCAGCCAGAACAGUGGACGAGAACGUGGACUAUUUGUUCAAGGUCAUCCUUAUUGGGGACUCCAAUGUGGGGAAGACGUGUGUGGUUCAGCACUUCAAAUCUGGGGUCUACAGUGAGUCACAGCAGAACACCAUUGGGGUGGACUUCACAGUGCGCUCCCUCGAGAUAGAUGGCAAGAAGGUGAAGAUGCAGGUGUGGGACACUGCAGGCCAGGAGCGCUUCCGUACCAUCACCCAAAGCUACUACCGGAGCGCCCACGCGGCCAUUAUUGCCUAUGACCUCACGCGGCGGUCCACAUUCGAGUCUGUCCCUCACUGGAUUCAUGAGAUAGAGAAAUAUGGAGCCGCCAACUUGGUCAUCAUGCUGAUCGGGAACAAAUCAGACCUGUGGGAGAAACGCCACGUCCUGUUUGAGGAUGCCUGCACACUGGCUGAGAAGUAUGGCCUCCUGGCUGUCUUGGAGACAUCCGCCAAAGAGUCCAGGAACAUAGAUGAAGUCUUUGUGCUCAUGGCGAAGGAGUUAAUUGCCCGAAACAGCCUGCACCUAUAUGGGGAGAGUGCCCAGCAAGGUCUUCCCCAGGAUUCCAGCCCAGUUCUUGUGGCCCAUGUCCCCAGUGAGCGCACUCACUGUACUUGCUGACCAUGUGUGGGAGGCCAGCACACAAGCCAGGGUAUCCAGAUGCCAGUGUCUCCCCGGUAGCAUCGAAGGCUGAGCCUUACUGAUGGGCAGCACAGACUCUCAGGAAAGGGGACACCACUGUCCUCAAGGACUCCUAUUGAAAUGAGGACUUCAGGCCCUGGAGGAAGAGGGUUAGGAUGGAUUUUUCCCAUACUGGUCUCUGCCUCCCCAAUGCCCAGCAGUUUUAUAGUGGAGUUUGCUUCUCUGUUGUACAAAGACAGUAGUUAAGUAGGGAGCAGGAAUAUGCAGAAAGGAUAUUUGGAACAUUCUAGAUUUGGGAACAGCCCAGGUACUAUUGGGAAAGGCCUGUAAUGAAAAGUCAGCCUGCUUUCCAACAGUCAACACAACCAGGCCUUCUUCCUGAGGAGCAAGGCCUUUUGACCUAGAAGCCAGCAAUGCCUUCUUGCUUCUUGGUUAGGAACUAGGAGGCAGAUAGAACUGGCUUGCCCUCUGUUAAUCUGUUUGACCAAGAAUUCUUAAAACAUCAAAAUAUCUCCUGUACAGAAGUCAGUCCUGCGUUGAAAUUAAAUUGUCCUUACAUUAUUAGCAAA